GUUAUUUUCCGUGCUAAUUAACCACCCCCGAGAGACCGGCAUUUUUUUUCUCGGCAGAAAAACGCGAGACCGCGCAUUUUCCGCGAAAAGUUCACUCGGAGUGUUCAUCUCAUUUGUAAACAAAAAAUUCAACGUAAAAAAGGUCCUGGAAACGUGCGUUCGCGAAGGUCCUGGAAACGUGGAAAACCGGAAAACCAUGUGAUUGAUCUGAGGAAAGGGGAACAAAGGAUCCCACCCUUUUCCGGGAACGCUACGGGCGCCACGGUCCAACCACUCGUUGUUCGUGUUUGGGUGUGGUGUGAGGAGCAGCAGGAGCAGGAGCCUAACUCGAUUUCGCUCGCUCGUACCAGCACAGGCCGUAAGGACGACAUCAGGGCCUCGCACUCUAACCUUCAGGGCACACAAAUCCCGGCCAGAGCCGAGGAGCAGCCCAUCGACGGGGACCGCGAGCAGGACUCGCGCGCAAGGACUCGCUUAUUCGUUCAAGAUAGGUCAAACGGGUAGCAGCAACGGGAUGUCGCUGAACGAAGGUAUCGCGGUCGUUACGAAGGUGGUGCCCGGUGUACGGUCCCGUGCCAAGGAUUCUGCCGAGGUGCAGCUUACACGGGAAGAUCUCGACGCGGGACCGAUAAGUUUGGACGAGAUUGAACCGGGCCUGUGGCUGGGCAAUGCUUCGGCCGCCGCCGAUCUACCCACGCUUCAGCGCCACUCGAUCCGCAGCAUCCUGUCGGUCGACUCCGUACCGCUGCCGGUGCACAUUACGGACCAUCCGAAUUUGCGCGUUCGCCAUAUUCAGGCGGCCGAUGUACCACGCGAGGAUUUGAUUCGCCACUUUGAGGACACCAAUCGGUUCAUAGGCAAUAGCUUGGCGGAAGGGCGACACGUGCUGGUGCACUGUUACUUUGGUGUUAGUCGCAGUGCAACGAUCACCAUUGCCUACUUGAUGGACAAGUAUCGGCUCGGGUAUGAGGCGGCAUUUGCGCGGGUUCGCGCUAAACGCCGCUUCGUGAUGCCCAAUCCGGGAUUCGUCAAUCAGUUGAAGCUGUACGCUCGGAUGGGCUAUCGGAUAGAUCGUAGCAACGAGCGGUACAAACUGUUCCGUUUGCGGUUGGCCGGCGACAAUGUGCGUAAGGCGAAACGUCUACCAACGGAGUGCAUGGAUGUAGUGAAACAAGAUCCGGGUGUGACGCAGGAAUCCCCGGAACCGUACGUCUAUCGGUGUCGCAAAUGUCGCCGGGUGGUCGCUUCACGGAGUAAUCUGCUGCUGCACAAACCGAAAUCGUCAUCGAUGGUCGUUAGUGCAUCACCAGCGAAGACCGUUGGCAGAGAGGCCGAAGCGACGCUCGAGGAGGAGGGUGCGAACGAUGAAGCGGCUGAAGGGGUGAAUGGUCCACCGGCUAACGUCGCUGAACCGAACGUUGAAACUCCUAUGGCAACCGAGAUAGCUACUGCGACCAACGAACUAACGGAGCAGCUCCGACGCAGUUCGAUCAGCAGCGAGCAUAGCAACCGUUCCUCGGAGAAGGAAACGCCAAUGUGCAGCAAGAUCUACUUCGUCGAACCACUAGCCUGGAUGACGGACAUCUAUCGGAACACGCAGGGGCGACUGUACUGUCCCAAGUGUACGGUGAAGCUCGGAAGCUUCAACUGGGUGAUGGCGACGAAAUGCCCGUGCGGAGCCGAAAUUUUUCCCGCCUUCUAUCUAGUUCCCUCGAAAACGGAAUACUCCACGGUGGUUCAGAAUGUGCAGGUCACGGUGUAAGACCCUCUUCUCCCACGGCUGUAGACGUCCUGUUGGAAAGACGCCAAAGGCCCACCACCUACCGCGACCAUAUUGUGGCUCCAAGGAGUCGCUUCAUUCGGAAUUUAUCGUCAUCAUUAUUCAUCAGCGCGCGUUGUGCUCUUCUUCCAGCUCGAUAUUCGUCUGCGUCAUUGCUUUUUUACCUUUUAAAAAUAGCUCCAGUUGACGAGAUACCACGGCGGCAUCCCCAACAAUGGGGUAACGGGUGAACGAGCUUCGAGUUCGCUUGUGCGAAGCGCCGGAGUGCGCCAACGGAAAGCAGAAAGGAUGUCCUCUCGAUGGCUCAUUUGUGGCACCCUCUCGAGCACACUGGAAAGCACUAUAGUGCGCCUCCGUCUCCCAAGACCCCUCUCUUCUCCUAUCCGCUCAUCUCACAUCUGUCACUCAUCAGUGAUCGAUGCAAAGCGUUGCUAAAAAUAGGUCAAUAGCCAUCAUCAUACCCGAUAGCACCAUCCCCAUGGGCGCCACUGAUUAUCGGUUUCUUCCUCACCGUCACCACACCGUACCGGAGAUGCUGCUCAUAGAUCCAAUCAAACCACAUAAUAUAUAGCUGAAGCAGACCACGAGCCAUAGUGAAGUGGACGGGUUUAAUCGAUAUCAAUGCAAAGCUACAAGUCUGCGGAUGGCAAACGGAAAAAGGAGGAAGAGGAAGGGCGACCAACAUUGCGCAAUACCGAUACCGGUAGACUAGAACGGUUCAUGGUAAGGGUCGUAGCAGAAGAGGACAAAUGAGUACAACAAAAGAACGUCGCUAAGGAUUGUUUCUUAUCAGCCGAAAGGAUUCUCCAUCGCUGGUCCUGUCCAACCGUCCACUGGUCUGUUGGUGACAGCACUAUGGAGAGCAGGCAGAACAGAGCAGAGUCGAUGGCGCCAGGAGGUAAUUUCUUUUCUAUUCUGAGCAGUGAGCGCGAGCAUGACCCGCGGCAGCAUCAGCAGCAGCAAUAGCCGUUGCAGUCUCUCUGCCAUGCUGCUGUGGUACAGAAAACUCGGAAAAUGUAUUUUCAUUAUUCACGCACAGUACAAACUAGAUGCGAGGCAUAGCAGCGUACCCGAAGUGGUAGGAAUGAUAGGACUGAGGAGAGCCGUUGUUAUGGAACGGAGUGUGCGGGCGGAAACAAUAGAUUAUUUUAUCUUUUCUAUUGCGGCUUUCCCCUUGGUUAUGCUGCUUCUAUAGCAGGGUGCGUCUCAGACAGAAUACAUGGAUAAAACUGGCCAGAGGCAAACAUUUGGCAGCAACAAAAUACGGGGAAUAAUACGGGAAGAUGGAGUAACGUUGAACCAAAAACAAACAGCUAAUCCAGCGUGUCGCUCUUUGAAGCGCUGCGCUCUAAAAUGAAACAAUAAUCUAUACACGGUAUUUAUCGCUAAUGAUUCGGGCUUAGCUAAAUUUACUCUACGUGCGUGUACAGAGCCAAACAAUGGCCAAAGCAGCAGCCAUAGCCAGCAAUGAGGAGGGUGUGGUGUUGUCUAUCCAAGCGUAUAGCGAGAGCGAGCGCGUAGGCGCAGCGCAUUAAUAUUUAAGUGUCCUGGCGGGCGGAGUCUCGAGAGGCUAACAGCCAAGAAGAGGACGCUAAUCGUUCGUCCUGUGCCCUUGCGAUGGACCAUUAACUGUGGCUAAUUAUGUGCUUGUGCCGCUGGAAAGCAGCACAACAUAACACAUGCUCAUCACGGACACGGCGCAGCACGGAUUCUGUCCAUACACAGGAACGGCAACAGAGAGAGAAUAAGCGAAGAAAUAGAAAACGUUAAUAACGACGAGAGCGGAUGGACAUAUGAAUAAUGAAAUCGCUGUCAACCGACCGACAGGCGGACAAGGAUAGAUUGCAGGAAGUAAUGGAAUGUUUAGGAGCUUCGCGAGCAAUAGCCAUGGCGCUAAAAAAAAAACAGGCGGGUAUAUGCAUCAUCUUACAACAUUUUUGAACAUUAGUAACAACAACAGAAAUACAAUCAUCGGUUCAUCCCAAUCUCGGGUUAGCGGCAUUCGUGUGAAACAGCAGUUGCUGUACUAGAGCAUUACGUGUAUAACAGAAAGGAUAAUCAAAACAUGCAUUUA
Molecule: messenger RNA, 3854 nt
Organism: Anopheles darlingi
Lineage: Eukaryota; Metazoa; Arthropoda; Insecta; Diptera; Culicidae
Gene: MKP-4
Product: dual specificity protein phosphatase MPK-4
Exons: 2
Coding region: 515-1762 (415 amino acids)
Biological process (GO): protein dephosphorylation
Cellular component (GO): nucleus
Molecular function (GO): protein tyrosine/serine/threonine phosphatase activity
Source: RefSeq, a predicted model, not a curated record